AUGCCUCACGCGAACACUGACGACAACCCAAAUGGCAUCAAUUGCCAGGACCUCGGCUCUGGACUAUGGAGACACCCGGCGCCGGAGUCAACUCAGAUGUGGAAAUUUUUACAGAUCGUAAAUAAAGAGAAGCAUCUUCAAUUGAAGGACUACAAUGAUCUGUACAAUUGGAGCAUAGAUAAGACAGCCGAUUUCUGGGAUGCUGUUUGGCGUUUUACCGGCAUCAAGGCCUCAGCCCCUUACGAUGAGGUUGGUGGACAGCUGGAAGAAUUGCGUGGGCAGGAGCGUCCAUUGACAUACAACAGGUCUUGCCAANAAGACGCCUCUAUGUUUCCGAGACCGUCCUUCUUCUGUGGGGCCAAGUUGAACUUUGCCGAGAAUCUGCUCUUCCCACCUCAAGCUCCCAGCUCAGAUAGUCCGGCCAUCGUUGCAGCCACCGAGACUGACAGAGAGACGGUGACAUGGGCCGAGUUGCGCGAGAAAGUCCGCCUUUGCCAAUCUGGCAUGCUUGCUACCGGCAUCAAGCCGGGAGACAGGGUCGCAGGUUACGUCGCGAAUCACACUAACGCUCUGGUCGCCAUGUUAGCUGCAACAUCACUCGGUGCCAUCUGGACAGCCAUCAGUCCAGAUACCGGCGUGACUGCUGUUCUGGAUCGCCUUACUCAGAUCGAGCCUGUCAUCUUGUUUGCAGACAACGCCAGCUUGUACAACGGCAAGACUCAUCCUACCAUGCCAAAAGUCCAAGAGAUCGGCUCUUCCAUACCCAGCUUACAAGCGCUCGUAAUCUUCUCCACCGUUUCAUCAGUAUCAGCACAAAUCGACGUAGCCUCCUUGGCGGGGAUUGUAGUGUCGUAUGAUAGCUUCGUCAAGAAGGACACUGCACCGCAAGAGAUCAUCUUCACCCAGCUGCCACCCGACCACCCCGUAUACAUUCUCUACAGCUCUGGUACGACUGGUGCGCCAAAGUGUAUUGUCCACGGUGCCAUUGGGACCCUGAUUCAGCACAAGAAGGAGCAUAUCCUGCACUGUGACAUUCUACCGGGAGACAGGUUGUUCUACUUUACGACAUGUACAUGGAUGAUGUGGCAUUGGCUGGUCUCGGGUCUGGCGAGCGGUGCAACGUUGGUACUGUAUGAUGGCUCACCGUUCAGGUACGCUUCAGAUGGCAAGUCUGUUGCGGACGACUUGGCCAUGGCAAGACUGAUUGACGAGUUGAACAUCACACAUUUUGGCACCUCAGCCAAGUACCUCUCAGUCCUGGAACAGAAGUCUGUUAUGCCCAAGGAGCAGGAUUUGUCACUGAAAACACUCAAAGCAAUCUACAGCACCGGUUCUCCUCUUGCUCCCUCGACCUUCCAAUAUGUCUACCAAGCGUUCGGCGCCGUAAACCUAGGAAGUAUUACUGGUGGCACAGGUAACAUCAAUCUCACUGACUCACACAACUCCGAGCUAAUCAGAAUACUUANNGAUAUUAUCUCCCUCUUCGGUGCUCCCUGCCCUCUGACCCCCGUCUACACAGGCGAGAUCCAAGUCCUUGGUCUCGGCAUGGCCGUCCGCGCCUGGGACUAUCUCGGCGCCGACGUGACCUUCACGGGCUCAGCCGGCGAUCUCGUCUGCACAAAACCUUUCCCUUGCCAACCUGUUCAAUUCUGGGGUCCCACUGGCGACUCCAAAUACCAAAGCUCCUACUUUGAGACUUUCCCUGGUGUAUGGCAUCAUGGCGAUUUCAUCCGCUUUAAUCCCAAGACUGGAGGACUCUAUAUGCUUGGACGCAGUGACGGCAUCCUUAAACCCUCUGGUGUGAGAUUUGGAAGUGCGGAGAUCUACAACAUUCUGCUCAAGCAUUUCCCCGAGAAGGUCGAAGAUGCGCUGUGCAUUGGCCGCCGCCGUGAGACCGACGACGACGAGACGGUCGUCCUGUUCCUGAAAAUGAAGGAGNGGGAAGUCUUUGACACUGACUUGGUCAAGAGCAUUCAGCAAGUCAUAAGGAUGGAACUUAGCGCUCGUCAUGUGCCUGGUAUUGUGGACGAGACGCCUGAGAUUCCCGUUACGACAAACGGGAAAAAGAUUGAGGCGGCAGUCAAGCAGAUCUUGUGUGGCAUGAAUGUCAAGACUUCAGCGUCGGUGGCUAAUGCUGGAUGUCUUGAUUGGUACAGAGAGUGGUCGAGCACGCACGUCUAG
This is a messenger RNA of Aureobasidium vineae, 2181 nucleotides long. Lineage: Eukaryota; Fungi; Ascomycota; Dothideomycetes; Dothideales; Saccotheciaceae. The record is from the annotation of a GenBank genome assembly.